AUGGAAGCAGGGCAAGCCCAAGAAGCAGUAGAUUACUAUGGACUCACAGCAUCUUUUUUCACGAACGCACAGUCCAAAUCCAAAACCGGAAGUAGACAGAAACCAGCAUACAUUGCGCGCAGUGAUCAGAAACAGUGUAUUUACUGCAAAGAAAAUCACCAUGCCAACGACUGUUCAAAGGUCCCGGAUGUGAAAUCCCGUAAAGACAUUAUUAAGAAGAAACAAGUUUUACUGAAGACCGCCGUUGCCGAAGUUUGUGCUGGAGAUAAUUAUGCCCAAGCAAAUAUUUUGUUCGAUGAAGGGGCUCAGCGUUCAUUCAUAUCGGAGAAGCUCGCUCAAACACUAAAAGUCAAACCCAAUGGUAGCACAGUCAUCAGUCUAGCAACAUUCGGAGGCACAUCACAGAAUCAGAGACACCUCGGUACUACAACCAUAUAUUUACUUACAGAUGUUGGAGCCAAGAUUCCACUUCAAGUGAUGAUCGUUCCGACAAAUGCCGUCCCCUUACGGAAUAUUUCAAAUUUUGUCCUGUCUUCACCACAUCUGAGAAACCUGAAGUUAGCACAUCCCGUGAUAGAUGAAGACCAGUUUGAUAUUUCAUUAUUGAUAGGAGCUGACCAUUACUGGAGCAUCGUAAUCGUAAGUAACCAGACGAUUCGAGGUAACGGGCCUACAGCCGUAAGUUCGAGCAUUGGUUAUUUAUUGUCAGGUCCAGUUGAAACAACCAGUGUUAUGACACAGUCUUGUUUUGCCCUAAAUGUAAAUACAGAUAAAGACCGAUUUUGGAAACUAGAGUCCAUUGGAAUAAUUCCCGAAGACGACCAAGGUAAAGAUAAAUUACAGACAUACCAAGAGAAUGCUAUCAAGUUUAACGACGGAAAGUAUGAAGCUAAACUACCCUGGAAAGAAGACCACGCCCAUCUCCCUACAAACUAUGAAGUAAUCAAGAGAAGAACCGAAUCCCUGAUAAGACGACUACGCAGAGAACCUAAGAUCCUAGAGAAGUAUGCACAGAUACUACAAGAACAAAAGAGAAGAGAUUUCAUUGAGAAACUUGACGAUAAUGAGAAACUACCCCCGCAAGUACACUAUAUUCCCCACCAUGCAGUCAGAAAAGAUUCCGCCACCACGCCCAUUCGUAUAGUUGCUACACUACACAAACAUCUUGACAACAACGCUAACAGCUGGGUCAGCAGAUUACUGAAGAGAAACUUAUACGUAGACAACAUAUUAUCGAGUUUUCAAACAGAAGAUGAAGUUUUGAGGUACUUCCGAGACACAAGGGAUCUGAUGCUACAAGGAGGAUUCAACCUGAGAUCGUGGGCAUCAGACAGUCGAUGCUUGCAAGUAGCCGCUACAGAAGAAGGUGUCCUUGACAGCGACAAAGUAACAAAACUUCUAGGCAUGCUUUGGACUACCGACACAGACGAGAUAUCACACCCGAACAGAGACAUUCCAAUAACCCAAAAUGUGACUAAACGCACUAUUUUGCAGUUUACCUCACGAGUAUACGACCCACUUGGCUUACUUAUCCCAGUAUUAAUACGCGCGAAAAUUCUACUCGAAGAUCUAUGGAAAGGCAAGCACACGUGGGAUAAAGUUUUACCAGACGACAUCUAUAAGAAAUGGCUCCAUAUUGCACGUGACGUAAAUGAAGUAAUGGAAAUGAGAAUCCCUCGCCGCCUCUUCAAUUCAUACGAUACAGACGAUAAACACCCAACAGCAGAUGAUACUAUCCUACAUGUUUUUGUUGAUGCUAGUAUCCAAGCUUACGGCGCGAUAGCUUACCUUUGCAGACGACAACAAUCGACUCUAGUGAUGGCAAACUCCCAUGUGGCACCCUUGAAGAAAAUCACAUUGCCAAAGUUAGAACUGAUGGCAGCCGUGAUCGGAACACUUUUAGCGAGACACAUUCUACAAGCGAUAGACAUACAAGAUGUGAUAUUUUGGUCAGACAGUCAAAUCGUGUUACACUGGCUGAGCACCUCGAGAGGGGUAAAUAGAUUCGUCCAAAAUAGAGUUACAGAUAUAAGAGACAUAACCCAGAACCGGAAGUGGAAAUACUGUCCCACAAAUCACAAUCCAGCCGACCAAACUCAGUGGCCUGUAUGGAUGCAGGCAGACACCAUCACCAUGGCAACCUUGACAGACGAGACGCAAGAAACAGAUGAACAUCCGUUUUCAGGCAGUCUACUUCAAGACGGGCCGUCACCAUACGACGAAGAGAAACCUUUAAACGUAACAGAACUACAGAACGCAGAGCACAGGUGGCUACAGAAUUGCCAGCACACUGAAUAUGCCAGAGAAAUAUCCAGCCUGAAGACCUCUGAGAAGAGACUACCCAUAGUGCGCCAGUUGAAACUAUUUAUUGACGACAGAGGAGAUUUACGUUGUGGCGGGAGAAUACAAAACGCCCCAUUAGAAUAUGCUACCAAGUUCCCAUACUUACUACACCCCAAACAUACACUGACACGCCUGAUUGUUCGAGACGUCCAUACCCGCCAUCUACAUACGGGAGAGAACGCUACCAUAACUUACUUACAUCAGAAGAACUGGAUUCCUUCCAUUCGCAGAUGUGUCCAGACAGAGAUACGAAAAUGUGUGAUAUGCAAAAGAAUUAAUGGUAAACCAUACUCAGCCCCAGAUCCCCCACCCCUACCGAAAUUUCGACUAGAAGACAGCGCCCUAUUUACGGUAACAGGAGAGGAUUUUACCGGUGCACUACAUGUAAAAGUUCAACGUGGAAAUAUGAGUAAAGCGUACAUAUGCCUUUUCACGUGCGCUUCUACUAGAGCAUUACAUUUAGAAGUGGUCCAGAAUUUGACUGAAAGUUCCUUCAUGCAAGCGUUCAAAAGAUUUUGCAGCAGGAAAUCAUUACCACACAUAAUGGUUUCUGAUAAUGCAGCUACAUACCAGGCAGCAUCAAGUCAUCUGCGUCAAUUAUUCGAUUCCCAGUCCAUGAAAGAAGCCCUCAACCAAGAAGUAUUUCAUCCCAGCUAG
Molecule: messenger RNA, 3000 nt
Organism: Mercenaria mercenaria
Lineage: Eukaryota; Metazoa; Mollusca; Bivalvia; Venerida; Veneridae
Exons: 4
Coding region: 1-3000 (999 amino acids)
Molecular function (GO): nucleic acid binding
Source: RefSeq, a predicted model, not a curated record